Messenger RNA from Morone saxatilis (striped sea-bass), 1480 nucleotides. RefSeq names its product C-type lectin domain family 18 member A-like. The coding region runs from base 17 to 1351 and encodes 444 amino acids. The record is from RefSeq and is a predicted model, not a curated record. NCBI's taxonomy places the organism in Eukaryota, Metazoa, Chordata, Actinopteri, Moronidae. The transcript has 12 exons.
AAUUCAGGAGUUCACAAUGGGCUCUGUCACAGCGUCACGGGUUUUGGAUCUGUUUGCCGUUUUGUCUCUGCUGCCUCUGUUGAUCUACGCGAACCGGAUUAUCACAGACACACCGGACCGGCACAAGUCCACCUCCACCGGGCUCGGGGUGAGGGAGCACUCACAGAUUGUUGCCCAGCACAAUAGGCUGCGCAGCCGGGUCCAACCCAUGGCAGCUAACAUGCAAAAAAUGGAGUGGAAUGAGAAGUUGGCCUUACUGGCAAAUGAGAGGGCAACAUCGUGUCACACAGACGUCCCCCCUCAACACUCCUCGUCUUUCAGUCACAUCGGCUGGAACACGCAUCUUUCUGCUGAUGGUAUCACCUCAUUUUCUGACGUCAUUGACUCUUGGUUUGAGGAAGGAAAAGAUUUUCUCUACUUGAGUGGCGAAUGUAGAGAGAACGCCACCUGUCAACACUAUACACAGUUGGUGUGGGCCACUUCAAGUCACGUGGGCUGUGCCAGCCGGCUGUGUCUGAUGGACGGAGACCACUGGGAGUUAUUUGUUUGUGCAUAUUUCCCUGGGGGUAACUGGGAGGUGAAGGGUCAGCUGGUGAUGCCCUAUAAGACAGGGCUGUACUGCUCUCUCUGCACCUCUUCCAUGUCUGGCUGCUUUAGACUGUGGGACCAUGUCAGUGGAUUAUGUGAGAUUCCAAGGAAUCCAUGCCGUAUGAGCUGUGGUCAUCACGGUCAUCUUAACAGCUCAUCUUGCAAGUGCAUGUGUGACCCCGGCUUCACAGGACGCCUCUGCCAGGUACGAUGCAGUGUGCAGUGUGUUCAUGGUCGUUUCAAAGAAGAAGAAUGCUCUUGCUUGUGUGAUGUUGGCUACGGUGGUGCUGAGUGUGCAGAGAAAGUGCAGUUUCCCUUCCGCAGCUGUGAUGUGAUGAUAGAUGGCGAUUGCUUCAUGGUGUCUUCACAAGCUGACACUUACUAUGGAGCCAAGAGUCACUGUCAGGAACGAGGGGGUAUUCUAGCUUACAUCCACAAUCAAAAGGUUCAGGACAUCCUGGCCUUUUAUCUCAGUCAGCUGGAGACGAGCAACGAGGUCACCAACACUGACUUUGAGACACGAAACUUCUGGAUUGGUUUGACAUAUAAGCCUCUGAAAGACUCAUUUCGCUGGGACACAGGAGAGAUCCCUCGAUUCAGCAGCUUUGCCUUUGGGCAACCUGACAACCAAGGCUUUGGAAACUGUGUAGAGAUGCAGGCAUUAAGUGCCUUUAACUGGAACGACCAGCGCUGUAAAACACAGAACCGAUACAUUUGUCUACAUGCUGCAGAGCACAUUGCCCAAUGGGAGGAUGGCAGGUGACCUGGAUUUCUCAAAGGGGUGAAACUAGGUGUGCAGUACAUGUCACAUGGUGGUUGGGACAUUGGUCACUUGUUGGCAUAUGUUAUAUCAAUCAUUAUACAUGUACCAGUGCAGUUUAGAUGUACUGCA